Molecule: messenger RNA, 546 nt
Organism: Rotaria sp. Silwood2
Lineage: Eukaryota; Metazoa; Rotifera; Eurotatoria; Philodinida; Philodinidae
Source: the annotation of a GenBank genome assembly
AUGGAAGGUGUUGGAACAGAUAAUUCAGGUGUUCUUGUUCUUGCAGCCACUAAUAUUCCUUGGGCAUUGGAUUCAGCUAUUCGACGACGUUUUGAAAAGCGAAUCUAUAUUCCACUACCCGGUGUGAAUGAACGAGCAGCUAUGUUUAAAACACAUAUGGGUGUUAAUACUUGCCAUACGAUAAAAGACAAUGAAUGGAUGCAGUUGGCACAAAGAUCUGAGCAUUAUUCUGGUGCUGAUAUUGGUGUUGUUUGUCGAGAAGCAUUACUAAGACCUAUUCGACGACUUAGUGCAUCAACUCAUUUCAAACGAGUGCAAAAUCCAGAACAUGAUGGUCCAAGAGAACUUUGGCUUGCUUGUUCACCUGGAGAUUCAGCGGCUCAAUCACUUACAUUAGAAAAAAUAAGCCCUGAUGAAUUGUGUGAACCUCCAGUAACCAUGUCGGAUAUGUUAGCUGCACUUGCUACACAACAAUCAACAGUAAGUGAAAAUGAGUUGGGAAAAUAUCAACAAUUUACUCAACAGUUUGGCCAAGAAGGUUUAUAA